AUGUUCAUAACAGUGGAAGGCUUCGACAAAACCGGAAUCCCAAGCACCCUCUGGGACUUCAUGGAACCCUAUUCAAAUAUCGAUCGUGUUUCGGGGAUUGCAGUUCUCGCUAUUGUCAUUCUCGUCUUCUUGAAUCUGGCCUCCAACAUACCGACCGAUAAUAUAAACACGACACGAGCUCAUACAUGUCUCAAAGUUUAUACCGACAUGUUUGUAACUAUUUUUCCUAUAGAUCUGUUGCUCGGAGGGCGAGUGGCGGCAGCGGCAGCGGCAAUAUCAGUUAGUGAAGAGAAGGUAUGGCUGAUAUUAGCAUGGGUGUGCACCUUUGCCGGAAACCUAUCGCUGUUGGGAUCGGCCGCGAACUUGAUAGUAUGCGAGGAAGCUUGUCGAGCGCCGAACCUUGGCUACACUGUCAUUCUGGAACCACGUCAAGUUUGUACUUCCUUCCAUGCUUAUAGUCACUUCUAUAGAUGA
This is a messenger RNA of Hibiscus syriacus, 474 nucleotides long. RefSeq names its product silicon efflux transporter LSI2-like. Lineage: Eukaryota; Viridiplantae; Streptophyta; Magnoliopsida; Malvales; Malvaceae. The transcript has a single exon. The record is from RefSeq and is a predicted model, not a curated record. The coding region runs from base 1 to 474 and encodes 157 amino acids.